Messenger RNA from Tachyglossus aculeatus (Australian echidna), 2018 nucleotides. RefSeq names its product G protein subunit alpha 13 (gene GNA13). The transcript has 4 exons. Gene Ontology annotation, molecular function: GTPase activity; D5 dopamine receptor binding; guanyl nucleotide binding. Gene Ontology annotation, cellular component: heterotrimeric G-protein complex; brush border membrane. The coding region runs from base 50 to 1183 and encodes 377 amino acids. Gene Ontology annotation, biological process: Rho protein signal transduction; adenylate cyclase-activating G protein-coupled receptor signaling pathway. NCBI's taxonomy places the organism in Eukaryota, Metazoa, Chordata, Mammalia, Monotremata, Tachyglossidae. The record is from RefSeq and is a predicted model, not a curated record.
GGAGGACGACGACGACGAGGAAGACGAGGAAGAAGAGGAGGGGGUGAAGAUGGCGGACUUCCUGCCGUCGCGCUCGGUGCUGGCCGUGUGCUUCCCCGGCUGCCUGCUGACCAGCGGCGAGGCCGAGCAGCAGCGCAAGUCCAAGGAGAUCGACAAGUGCCUGUCGCGGGAGAAGACCUACGUCAAGAGGCUCGUCAAGAUCCUGCUGCUCGGCGCCGGCGAGAGCGGCAAGUCCACCUUCCUCAAGCAGAUGCGGAUCAUCCACGGCCACGACUUCGACCAGCGGGCCCGGGAGGAGUUCCGCGCCACCAUCUACAGCAACGUCAUCAAAGGUGUGAGAGUGCUCGUAGAUGCCCGAGAGAAACUUCAUAUCCCUUGGGGAGAUCACUCCAACCAGCUCAAUGGGGACAAAGUGAUGGCUUUCGACACUCGGGCGGCUAAGGUGGUCCAUGGAAUGGUGGAGACUCAUGUUUUCCUCGAGUACCUUCCGGCUAUCCGAGCGCUGUGGGCGGAUAGUGGGAUCCAGCACGCCUACGAUCGCCGCAGAGAAUUCCAGCUGGGCGAAUCAGUGAAGUAUUUCCUGGACAACUUGGAUAAACUUGGAGAAUCGGAGUACAUUCCAUCCCAACAAGAUAUUCUGCUGGCCCGAAGACCCACCAAAGGGAUCCACGAGUACGACUUCGAAAUCAAGAAUGUUCCUUUCAAGAUGGUUGACGUGGGCGGUCAGAGAUCGGAAAGGAAACGGUGGUUUGAGUGCUUUGACAGCGUCACCUCGAUACUUUUCCUCGUCUCUUCAAGUGAGUUCGACCAGGUGCUCAUGGAGGAUCGACAGACCAAUCGCCUCACAGAAUCGCUGAACAUUUUUGAGACAAUCGUCAACAACCGGGUUUUCAGCAACGUCUCCAUAAUUCUCUUUUUGAACAAGACGGACUUGCUUGAGGAGAAAGUACGAAUCGUCAGCAUCAAAAACUAUUUCCCUGAAUACGUAGGGGACCCCCACUGCCUAACAGACGUCCAGAAAUUCCUGGUGGAGUGUUUCCGGAAUAAACGCCGGGACCAGCAGCAGAAGCCCCUCUACCACCACUUCACCACUGCUAUUAACACGGAAAAUAUCCGACUGGUUUUCCGCGACGUGAAGGACACCAUCCUUCACGACAACCUCAAACAGCUUAUGCUCCAGUGAUGUGCAAGAGACGAUUCCCCCACACCCACGAGUUCUUUUGUGUUUCCGAUUUUUGUUUUUUUUUCCCCGAAUAGCAGUUUACAACCGAAGGUGGAAACCAUAAUCCUUCUGUUUCGACUUCUUAGAAAACUUUGGGGCCCGCUCUGGGUUUAUGGGUCAAGGCUGCAGAAUUAACACCUUAUUGCCAAUUAAUUCAGGCUUUAAUCCUUUCCACCGUAGCUUCAAGCUGAGUCAAGUUGUAACUUUUCUAGCAGACCUCAGGUGAGGUGUAUUUCAGGCUUUAAUCCCUCCCACUUUUCCCAUAGUAGUUGUUAACUUAUAGGUAAGCGGUUAAGAGUUCUGAAACAUGUUUCCUCAUGUGAUAGGGGUGACUUUAUCAUCCUUUGGCUACCCAAGGGCUGUAGAAAAAAAGUUGGACCCGAGGGAUCCAAACUCAUUGGCCUACCACUGCUUUGGCCUUAAUUCUUUUUAAGCAGAUAUCAAACUUUCUGUUGUCGUGGUUGGCCUUUAUUAUUAAUUAUUCUGGGGGGUUGGGUUGUGGGAAAAAAGUACGUCUUCUAAAAUGAAGUUCUUUAUUUUAAAGUUUACAUACGCAUUUCUGGUUUGAAACGAUAGAAGAGCGUGCACACGUGGCACAAAGGAAACCAAGAUAUGUGCAGAUGCCACAUAGUACUUUAAUGAGUAAAUCAUGAGAUGUAGUUAAACCAUCUAAAUUUUCCUUAUUUAAUGAUGUAUUUAACAUUAACAAUGUACCUGUCUUGUGCUGAACAUUCUGGCAAUAUCAGUGAAACAGAGCUGGAACUUGCUGACCGAAUAAAUGAAUGUGGCCUUUUUA